This is a messenger RNA of Halichondria panicea, 603 nucleotides long. Its product is annotated as selenoprotein W-like. The transcript has 5 exons. The record is from RefSeq and is a predicted model, not a curated record. NCBI's taxonomy places the organism in Eukaryota, Metazoa, Porifera, Demospongiae, Suberitida, Halichondriidae. Gene Ontology annotation, biological process: response to selenium ion.
GCAGUUAGCGCAUGCGCGUAGGAGGCACGCCCUUGUUUUCACGUCCAUAAUUCCUUAGCACGCCAUUUCUCUAAACAGUAAAUUUCACACCAGUGUUAAAAAGCUCUUUCUGACAUAUCUGACAGAUCCAAUAUGGUGGUGACAAUAAAAGUCGUGUACUGUGGUGGAUGAGGGUACGGGUCCAGGUAUCGUCGCCUGUCGGAGGAACUGACGGACGAGUUUGGGGACGAUAUUAAAAUGGAGGGGGAAUCUACACCUGGAAUAACUGGUUACUUGGAGGUCACUGUUAAUGGUGACCUUGUUCACUCUAAGAAGGGUGGCGAUGGCUACGUUGACUCUGAAGCUAAGCUAAAGAAGAUCAAGGACGCCAUUAGCGCCAAGCUGAAGUAAACAACUUCUUUUAAGACUCACACAUUUAACUUUGCAUACAUAACUGAAUUUCUGGUCUCUUGAAGGGAACUGCUCAAAGGAUACUCCUGGCAGCUCUCUGAUGCACCUAGCUAGAACUCAGUCUCUGUGUGCUAAGGUUGUGUGUGUUUUGAACUAUUGUAGUUUAGUUUUGUGAUUAUCUGUGUAGUUUCAUCAUUAUUUUUUUGAUUAAAA